UUCAACAAUUAAGCGAGCAGUAGUUCAGGAACGCAUCUGAGUAUUUUAUUUUAACGUUGAUUUCAAGCCAGAAGAAGUUUAUUUCCUGUUGUGAUUGGAUUUAAGUGAACAUGAAGCCACGGAUUCUGGUGAUCUUUCUGCUGACAUUUAUCUUCUCAUGUGCUUGUAAUAGCUUAGAGCUGGCCUUUCUGCUCCAGCCUAAUGACGUAAUUGCUGUAAGGGAGAAGCCGCUAAUGUUAGACUGCCGGGUGGAGGGUGAGGAACCCAUCACUGUGACGUGGCUUAGGAAUGGAAAACCGGUACCUACAGGAGCUGGUGCACGAGCCAUAGUUCUGUCCAAUGGCACCCUCCUGAUUCGGAGCUUUCAGAAGAAAAGAGAUGGAGAUUCCACUGAUGCUGGAGAAUAUCACUGUGCAGCCCAGAACCGUUACGGCAUGCUGGUCAGCCGUAAGGCCCGUGUUCACCUGGCAUCCCUUCCUAAGUUUUACAUGCAUCCAGAGUCCAUGAUGGUGGACGAGGGAGGAGUGGCACGUUUUCAGUGCCAGGUGAACAGUAUUCCUGAGGCCGGCAUCACCUGGGAGAAAGAUCGUAUGGCCAUAAGCACAUCAAAUGAAAGGUAUACACUUCUCCCCAUGGGCAUCUUGCAGAUCACUGGGGUGAAGAAGUCAGAUGCUGGGGUUUUUCGAUGUGUUGCCACAAAUAUUGCGAACACCCGCUACAGCCAUGAAGCCCUUCUUAACGUCACUGGUGGUGCUUCACGCAUCUACAAGGAACCAGUGAUCCUGUCUGGCCCCCAGAAUCUCACUAUCACUGUCCAUCAGACAGCCAUUCUGGAGUGUAUUGCUACUGGAAACCCCAGGCCUAUUGUGUCUUGGAGCAGACUGGAUGGCAGAUCUAUAGGUGUGGAAGGAAUCCAGGUCCUGGGCACAGGGAAUCUGAUGAUCUCUGAUGUGUCCCUGCAGCACUCUGGAGUGUAUGUGUGUGCUGCCAAUCGUCCUGGUACAAGGAUGAGACGUACAGCUCUUGGCAGGCUAGUAGUUCAAGCUCCUCCUGAAUUCAUCCAGUGGCCACAGUCUGUGUCUAAACCAGUAGGGGGCAGUGCAGUGUUUACAUGUGUAGCUCAAGGAGUUCCUGAAGCUCACCUCAUCUGGCUAAAGAAUGGCAAGAUCCUCACACCUGGAGACAAUGUCAAACUCACCAACAACAACAGUACUCUGGCAGUGACUCGUAUCACGUCUGAAGAUGAGGCCAUCUACCAGUGCAUAGCUGAGAACAGUGCUGGCACCAACCAGGCAAGUGCUCGUUUGGCUGUGACUAUGGCCACAGAGCUGCCUGAAUCUCCUCAGGGCCUGAAGGUCACACCUCUGUCCAAAAACACCCUGCAGCUGUCCUGGACUCAGCCUCCAAUAGAAGUGACCGACAGCAUCAUCGGAUAUGUGUUACACAUCCGCAAAAUGGGUGAGCCAGAAAAUAAAGAACUUCAGGAAGCUGUGAGCAAGACAACCUACCAGCAUGACCUUAUAAACCUGGAGCCAGCUACCACCUAUUCCAUUUUCCUGAAGGCCUACUCUCCUCUGGGUGCGAGCCAGGAGUCGAGCACUGUUGUUGCUACAACAUUAGGGGGCGCUCCUAUUCCACCUGUAUUCUUUACCAAAGUGAUGAAUGCCUCAUCGGUGCAAGUCCUUUGGGAGUUGCCAAACAAGCCAGGUAAAGUCGAGGGUUUCAGACUGUCUUACCGCCGCGUCCCUCACGGAGAUUUCCAGGGCCCAAUUCAAAUGUCGUGUCACACUACUGUUCACACUAUUGCACACCUUGAUCCUGGUGCUGUGUAUGAAGUCAAACUGGUGGCCUAUAAUGGAAAUGGAGAGAGUGACUGCUCUAAGCGUUUGGUAUCACUGGCUGAGGAUGGGACCACAGCUAAAGCCAGGGAGGAAAGCAGGUGCAACUGUAGGGAAACUGAGGGCUCAUUAGCAGGGAUGGUGGUUGGAAUCCACAUUGGAAUGGCCUGCAUCAUUUUCUGUGUGCUGUUCCUUAUGUUUGGAUACCGCCGCAGGUAA
Silurus meridionalis is the source of this 2057-nucleotide messenger RNA. RefSeq names its product immunoglobulin superfamily DCC subclass member 3. The transcript has 12 exons. Gene Ontology annotation, molecular function: protein binding. Gene Ontology annotation, cellular component: plasma membrane; axon. Lineage: Eukaryota; Metazoa; Chordata; Actinopteri; Siluriformes; Siluridae. The record is from RefSeq and is a predicted model, not a curated record. Gene Ontology annotation, biological process: cell-cell adhesion; axon guidance. Bases 111 to 2057 code for a protein of 648 amino acids.